Molecule: messenger RNA, 3673 nt
Organism: Amphiprion ocellaris (clown anemonefish)
Lineage: Eukaryota; Metazoa; Chordata; Actinopteri; Pomacentridae
Product: nuclear GTPase SLIP-GC-like
Exons: 22
Coding region: 296-2686 (796 amino acids)
Molecular function (GO): GTPase activity
Source: RefSeq, a predicted model, not a curated record
AACCAUAAAUUUCCUGCUCAGCGGUUCAUUUCCUGGUCAGCCUCUUACUGCAGGUUUAUUCCUGCUGCUUCUCUCAUAGAGUUUAUUUUGUCGUCUGAUCUGUACCUUUCCAGCCUUUUUUAUUGAACUCUCCUGUUCUUGACCUCCUGUUGUUCCUGAACUUUUGCUGCUGUAUUUUUUCCUCGUGUCUUUGGCUGCCUGUUGCAGGUCUGUGUCUCUCUACUGACGUCUCCCUCCUGAACUCCUCACCUGCUCUGGUCUGCAUUACCUUCAAUAUCAGUUCCUGUUCUUGGUCAUGGCUGACUUUGUUUGUAACAAACUGACUGAAUGGGGUCUCAGUGAGCUCAUUGAUAGAUUUAAAGAUCAUAGAGUGGACGAGGAAAGUCUGUAUGAUCUUGAUGAUCAACACAUUAAAGACUUGAUCCCAGAAGUGGGACCAAGAGCAAAAUUCACAAAGAGACUCAAGCAAUUAAAGGAAGAACAAAACACAACUCAGGCAGCAGCUGCUUCUCCUGUUCCAGUUUUGCCAUCAACAAGUGAUAAAGCAAAGAAAAAUCUAGAUCUUCAGGGCAAAUCCAGCAAAGAGCAACAACCAAAUAUACGACAGCAUGACAAUGAAACGCAAUCAAACACAGAAGCAAAAAUACUGUCUGAUGUGAAAGACAUAAUGGGAUCAGUCCUUAAGAAACUGCAUCGCCAGGACAACACAAACCUCAAUAAUUUCCUGAGGGCUAAAAUCCAUGAUUUGAAGAGAGAAAAGAGGGAACUGAUUGGUGUCUUUGGUAGAACUGGGGCUGGAAAAAGCUCUUUGAUAAAUGCCAUCCUUGGAGAGAAGAAUCUGUUGCCCUCUGGAAGUGUCAGUGCCUGUACCUCAGUCAUGAUUAAAGUGGAAGCAAACAUACGCAGCUCAAAGUACGAAGCAGACAUCGAGUUCAUUACACCUGAGGAGUGGAAAGAUGAGAUUUGGACAAUGAAGCAGUUUCUUGGGAAUGCAGAUGAGGAAUGGGGAGAUGAUGAAGAUCGUCGUGACAUUAUUGAAAAGCUGUCUGCAGUGUACAGAGAAGAGUGGAAACACAAAUCUCCUGAAAACCUGAUGGACAUCAAAUAUUUCAGUGAAAUUGAAGAAUUUCUCCAGUCCCAGAGAAUGACUUUGACAUGUGGAUCAGCCAAAGAGCUAUCUUUAAAAUUAGUCAAAUACACAAGAAGCGCCUCCAGACAAGGAGAAAUAAUGAGGUACUAUUGGCCACUGGUGAAGUGUGUGACUGUCAAGGUGCCAAAUAAUGAUCUUCUCCAACACGUCACACUGGUGGACCUUCCUGGAAGUGGAGACUGGAACAAGAGCAGAGCUAAAAUGUGGAAAGGGAUUGUUGGAAAUUGUUCUACUGUCUGGAUAGUGACUGAAAUCAAUCGAGCAGCAUCAGAAGAAGAAGCCUGGGAGAUCUUGACGAGUACCUGCAGCCUCAUGGGAAACGGUGGCCAGUGUCAGCGAAUUCACUUUAUCUGCACCAAGUCUGAUGUUAUUGAAGAUCCAGAUGAUGAUGCAGAUGUUCAUGCUCACAUAAUUCAAAGAAACGUGACGGCCAAGGAAGAAGUGAUCAAAAAAUAUGGCAGUCUAAACCAGGUUAAGAAACACUUCAGUGAUGACUGCUUCAAAGUGUUCACAGUGAGCUCCACAGAGUUCUUAAAACGAAAACGUCUAAAUCCAGAGGACACUGAAAUACCCCAGCUUCAGUAUUUUUUGAAGGAUCUCAACGACUAUCACUCAGAGACAUUAAGCUAUGUGACUGGAGCUUAUGGGAUUCUCUCUUUGAUGCAAGGAGCCAACUCUACAGAAGGGGCUGGAAAGAAAACAGAUGUUUCUGCAGAACUUGAAAAGAAUCUAAGCCAUCAACUUGGUCAAGUCAAAAAAGCAGUGGAAGACGCUCACAAGGCUUUUGAAACACGCCUGAUUGAGGGGGUGAAAAAAUCCCAAAGUUCAUGUGAAAGAACCAUGAGCUCCUUCUUAUAUCGUUCUCACCAUGGUUUCUACAACACAUUGAAGUGUGUAGUUGAGAAAGAUGGCGUCCACAAAACAAAAAAAGGAAAACAAAUAAACCUCAAUGUGAAGUUAGCUUCAUGGCUGACAGACAGCAUCGAUGAGGAGUUCAGGAAGACCUUCCCAAAUGAAGAAAAAUAUGGAUCAUUCAACGGCGUCAUCAGUUCGUUUUCCCUGGACACAGAGAGGCUCAUUAAGAAUAACCAAAGUCUCAAACUGCAGCUGAUAUUUCUCAAGACGGAGGAAGAAAAAAUCAAGACAAAACUCAACAAGAUCAUCCGGGAGCGUAAGAAAACCAUCUACAACAGUCUGACAGAGACAAUAGUGGAAAAAAUGCUGGACUGCUACAAAAGAGCAGCAGCAUUUAGUGGACCGGACUCACUGAAAUACAUGAGAGACACUAUUUUAGAACAUGUACGAGUCUCCAAAGACAUGAUGUUUGAGGAGGCUAAAGCUGCCAUGUUGAAGCUGCUGAAUGACUUGAAGGAUGACAUCCUGGAGAAACUGGAGAAAACCAUGAGGGAAUCCACUGAGCUCUCACUGAAGACAGAUGACAACUCAAUCCCAGAUGUUCCAACUGAACUUGAGAUGGUGAAGAGAUACUACAAUGAACUGAAAUGCAGCUCAAAAGAACUGGAUAUAACAUUUUAGGUAAAACCUUGAAUCUUCCAUCAGUGGACAGAAACAGCAGAGUCCUGGUCUCCCACUGAACAUCUCUGAGGAAUCACUGACUCAACACAGGACACUCUGGAUCUGGUCUCAACCAGUUUUAUUAAGUUGGUUUCUAUGGACUCUUUGGUUUGAUUUGUUCUAUGACUUUGUUUUUAUGAAUUUUGUGCUGAGAGAUUAGAGAAUUUUUGGAAGUUUUUUUUUCAUUUAAUGGAUUCCUGUCCAGAGGCAACUUAAAAAGUAGAGAGAGAUGAAAUGCAAAGAGCCCUGGUUGGAUUUGGACCAGCGAUGUUCUGGUUUUCAUCUUAAAGGUACAAACCACAAAACCUUUAGAUUUUAAGGAUUGACCUGUUCUUUUCUUGUUUUCCAUGUUUUCUGAGUUUAGUGUGGGUUCACUGGGAUGGGAACACUGCAGGUUCAGGGAUUAGAUCAAUGUUAGUCAUUUUAACCUUAAACCUUGAAUACAGCUCAGACUGCAGGUUUGAUUUAACAGAGAUUUUAGGCUUUUAAAAGAAUGACCUGAAUGUUUUUCCUUUAACAAAUAUUUACUUAAUGGGAGAUAAUGUUGGUGCUCACAUUGGAAAUGCAGAGAAACAGAUGAAAGUAAUAAAGCAGCUGCUUCUUACUGGAAAUGAACAUCAUAUAUUAUAUUGUUGUUUUAUUUUACAUAUAAUCUACACUGAGUCUAAAUCAAUACAUGUAUUUGAUAUGAUGUCCAACACAUUUAACCUUGAACCUUGAAUAUAACUCAUACUGCAGGUUUGAUUUCAUAUAGAUUAUAGGUUUUUAAAAGACAGACCUUGAAUUACUACUUUUUUUUUACAUUCAAGGACAAGUAUUUACUUUAUGCAAGAUAACAGUCUCGUGAUUUACUAUAUCAUUAUGGUUUUAUGUCUAAUUUGUACUGAUUCUAAGUCCAAACAUGUAUUUGAUUUGAACUGCUGUCUAAUAAACCUGAGUAAAAGUGUA